Cladocopium goreaui is the source of this 720-nucleotide messenger RNA. NCBI's taxonomy places the organism in Eukaryota, Dinophyceae, Suessiales, Symbiodiniaceae. The record is from the annotation of a GenBank genome assembly.
AUGGACAUGCUGAAAAUGCUGUUGAAGGUGAUUUUCAUUGUGCACCUGUUAGCGUGCCUCACGUUUCUAGUGGCGACACCGCUCUGUCCAGAUUCCAGUAUGGGACCAUGUCGUCCACAUAGCGAUGACGAUGUCUGGACCAAUUGGGUGCGGAUGUUUCAGAUUGACGAGUUCAACCUUGAGACCAGAUAUUUGGCAACCUUUCAUUUCAUCACUGCCACUUUAAUGGCGGUGGGCUAUGGUGACAUCUUUCCCUCCAAUUCCUUGGAACGCAUCGUGUGCAUCGUCUCCCAAAUCACGGGCGCGGUGCUCUUUGGCUUUCUGCUGUCGUGCAUUACUGCGGUGUUGGAGUUUACCAAUCCCAUGGAAUUGGAACACAAGAAGCGCAUGGCUGAAAUCAAGGACUCGAAACUGGCUUCGGGGACGCAGCCUUCCCCAAAACUUGAAGAUACAGGUGGGGCGGAGACGAAUCUGCGGGAGCUGCCAAGGGAAUUCCAUCACUCGAUCAUUUGGAAGGCCAUGGAAAACCAACACAACCAGUCAAUGCUAGGUGCAAGAGAAGCUGCAGGCUUCAAAUCUUUACACCAAAUGCUGGCUAAAAGGAUGAUCUUCCAAUCGUCAAGCUCAACAGAGCUGAUCACUUGUGAUGAAAAUCUUUUUCGUCUUCUUUUCCCGGCUGAUUUGCAGCAUGGGUUUGGCCCAAUUCUGGAGAGAACAUGA